Guillardia theta CCMP2712 is the source of this 777-nucleotide messenger RNA. RefSeq lists its product as hypothetical. Lineage: Eukaryota; Cryptophyceae; Pyrenomonadales; Geminigeraceae. The annotation marks the transcript as partial. The record is from RefSeq and is a predicted model, not a curated record. The transcript has 2 exons.
AGGUCAGGAAGAGGUUUUUAUGUACAGGUUUGAGUAUCCGGGGCACUAGUAGCUAUGUCAGCAUGUCGAGGGGCCGGUGCGAUCGUCUCGUUCUUGGUGACCGUCUGGCUCGACUCAAGCUCCUCCUUCAUCGUUAGUGAGUGCCUUCGACCGGAUUGCCGUCAUGGCCUGCGCCGUGGGUUGGACCAGGGACGGGUCGUAGGCUUCGUACAACCCUGGACGGGUCUGGCGAGGAGCGCAAUAGCCGCCAGCUGCCCGUCGCUUGUCGGGGUCUUGAUGCAGACCAAGGGCGGCAACGUGGAGGCAGACACUCGAUCCGCUGAGAGCUCGGACGAUGUCGCAGGUCCAGGAAGCGCCCCCAAGAAGAGGAGAGGUCGAGGAAUCGGCAAGAACGAGAAUGUGGCUGCAGCUGCUCGUUCUUACAAGAUGUCGGAGAUGAACUUCUCUUCGUCUCCUCCUCUCAUCGAUGAACAACAGACGAAGAGUCAGGCCCGCAAGCAGGAGACGAAGAAACCUGCAAUUGCAAGAAACCAAACCUCCUCCUCUCCUCAAGGGCGGUGGAAGUCUCGACUGAGACCUGAUUGGGAUACUGACAGCACAAGUUCUUCAUCGCGGAUGCUCAGAGAAGGAUUGAACGCGCAGCGAGAGAUCCAGAAGCAAUCGCUCCAGGCGCUCAUGCGUAAGUUCACCAUGUUGCAACAGCCAAGGGAAGAGGAGAAAAGGUCCUCCUUCAUCGUCAACCCGGGGUACUGGGAGAAGCGACGGCUAGAAAAUGAG